AUGACCCAGCCGAAGCGAAGCCAAGCCCUGUCCGCACACAAACCAUCCGCACCCCAAGGUCGAACUUCUCCCAUCCAACCAGCUCGCCGUCGCGACCAAGCCAUCAAGAUGCCGAGCCACAAGACCUUCCGCACCAAGCAAAAGCUUGCCAAAGCUCAGCGUCAGAACCGCCCCAUCCCCCAGUGGAUUCGCCUGCGCACCGGCAACACCAUCAGAUACAACGCCAAGCGACGACACUGGCGCAAGACCCGCCUGGGUAUCUAA
This is a messenger RNA of Penicillium atrosanguineum, 264 nucleotides long. Its product is annotated as 60S ribosomal eL39 domain-containing protein. Bases 1 to 264 code for a protein of 87 amino acids. Gene Ontology annotation, molecular function: structural constituent of ribosome. NCBI's taxonomy places the organism in Eukaryota, Fungi, Ascomycota, Eurotiomycetes, Eurotiales, Aspergillaceae. Gene Ontology annotation, biological process: translation. The record is from RefSeq and is a predicted model, not a curated record. The transcript is spliced from 3 exons. Gene Ontology annotation, cellular component: cytosolic large ribosomal subunit; ribosome.